AUAUAUUCAGUACAAAUAAGUAUUAAGUAUUUAUAUCUAUUUAUAUCUGCGCCCUGAACCUUAAAUGUAUUAUCACAAUAUAUAAAGUUAAAUUUAGAUCAGUAUAUGACCGUGUAUUAUAUCUGUCUUCAGUUUAAUAACAAUGUAAAGGAAAUUGUAAUAAAUGGAUAAAAAUGGAUGCUAAUAAAACAUUUUGCAAAAGUGUGAACGAACUAUCAGAAUAUGCAUAUGACUUCAACAACGAGACGGAACGGCAUUGCUCCAAAUGUGCAAAGCAGCAAAAAUUUAACAUUAUAAUAUUUUGUAUUUUGCUUGUAGUAAUAAGUGUAAACGCUGUCUUAGCUGUUAAUCAAAUUACAGAUGCACAUAGGUUACAAACGUUACAGAAUACUAUUGAAAUAUUGAAUAGUCAGGUCAAAGAUAUCAGACGGAGGCAAGAUGAGGGAGAUGUUGAUGUUAGAGAUAAUCAGAUGGACAUUUUAGACACAUUUGCCUUUCAAACGAAUCCGUUAGUUGCAGAACAAAGUAGGGAAAAACGAGACACAAACCCAAAACCUUGCAAUAAUGACCCAAACUGCAAGAAAAGGACGAAGAGGCAACAUGGUCGACGUAAGAAAAAGAAAGGCUUCAGAGCACCAGUGAAAGAAUAUAAUGAAGAGGACCAAUAUGUACAUAUAGAAGGCACUGGUGGCGAAGCUUACCCAAAGGGUAAAUAUAAUUUUGCAGGGGUAUUUCACAGAUGGCAACUGGCUAAAUGGACAAAUUUGCGGAGGAUUAAGGGUACAAAAAGUCUUCGUACUGAAAAAGGUGGAUUUGUCCUAAACCUUGAGACCGGAGAACUCACUAUUCAAAAGAAGGGACUGUAUUUUUUGUAUUCGCAGAUAACGCUAAUGGGAAAUGGAAAUCAGUCGUACAGCAUCGAAAAGAACAAAAAUGAGAAAAUUGCAAGUUGUUACUUCUUUAGAGACUCGAAUGCUGACGACCACAAUUAUCUUAAGAGAUACUCUUCCUGUCCUACCAUGGGAUUAUUUGCUUUCAAUAAAAAGGAUACCAUACGAUUGCGUCAUGACCAUAGGGAAGGAGUAAUGGCGUAUUUUGAACCCAAUGCGUCUUUCUUUGGACUUAUUAAACUUAACUAAAGUAAGCACUUCUUAGUAUGCGAUCGUUCCUUAUAAACCAACAGAUACAAAAAGAUGAAUUUUUGAGCAUAUGAGCUUUGUUUAAUAUCAAUAUGUACUAAGGGAUUAUAAGAGAAAUUGGGUCAUUAAAGGUUGUUUUACUGUGAAUGUUAUACACACCUUACACUUAAUACGUUAAUUCGUACAAAUGAAAAUGUAAAAUGUAUAUAUACAAUACUAAACGAUAAUCUAUAACAUAUGCGAAUACAGAAAAGCUUUAAACCUGUCUUUUUUGUAACAUCUUAUAUAUUUUUGCAUGCAUAUUUAUGUCAAAUGAUACGACUUCUUGGGGGAACGACUUGUUACUGACUUUGGAUAUUCAAAACCAAAAAAAUAAAUAAACCCAAAUUAAUUUGUGUUGAUACUUUCCCCAAUACUUUGUUAAAAUUCGCAGAAGCGCACAGUUAAGUGUUUCAGAAUUGAUAAAUUGUUAACAUUGAUCUCGUCUCUAAAAUAAACGUUGUUGUUGUGAACAAUACAGUGUUUGAAUAUGUAUAUAUUGGUAUAUGUAAAAUAUGUAAAUAUGUAUUAUGACUUUGUUUUUUAUAGUUUGUAAUAAUUCUUGUAAAUAUGCAAAAUGCAAAAAUAAAUAUAAGUGAUGUA
Molecule: messenger RNA, 1781 nt
Organism: Mytilus californianus (California mussel)
Lineage: Eukaryota; Metazoa; Mollusca; Bivalvia; Mytilida; Mytilidae
Exons: 6
Coding region: 174-1139 (321 amino acids)
Biological process (GO): immune response
Cellular component (GO): membrane
Molecular function (GO): receptor ligand activity; tumor necrosis factor receptor binding
Source: RefSeq, a predicted model, not a curated record